Messenger RNA from Eremothecium sinecaudum, 921 nucleotides. RefSeq names its product HHR258Wp. The record is from RefSeq and is a predicted model, not a curated record. NCBI's taxonomy places the organism in Eukaryota, Fungi, Ascomycota, Saccharomycetes, Saccharomycetales, Saccharomycetaceae. Gene Ontology annotation, molecular function: oxidoreductase activity. Bases 1 to 921 code for a protein of 306 amino acids. The transcript has a single exon.
AUGGUUGAAAUUAAAAACAGUACAGAAGUUUUAACAUUGAACACUGGCGCUAAGAUUCCAGUGAUUGGCUUGGGAACUUUCCAGGCAAAAGAUGAUGACCUCUACAAGGCUGUUUUGCAUGCAUUGAAAAACGGCUACAGGCAUAUCGACACCGCUGCGAUCUACUCAAACGAGCAGGAAGUUGGCAGAGCCAUUAAGGAUUCAGGAGUGCCAAGAGAGGAAUUGUUCAUUACUACUAAGUUGUGGGUCACACAAUAUAGAAACCCAGAGAGAGCUUUGAACGGGUCUUUGAGACGCUUGGGGUUGGAUUAUGUUGACCUAUUUUUGCUUCAUUUUCCACAUCCACACAAGGAAUUCGACUUGGAUGGAGAUAAAUUAGAUAUUGUUGCGGCUUUCUCCAACCCCGUUGUUUGGGACGAAGACUGGAGUUUCGUGGAUACCUGGCGUCUUGCUCAAAAGCUGCCAGAGACUGGUAAGGCAAGAGCUGUUGGUGUCUCAAACUUUGACGUUCCUAACUUGCAGAAGCUUUUGGCCGACCCUGAACUAAAAGUGGUUCCUGCUGUAAAUCAAAUUGAAGUCACUCCAUUCCUUCCAAGAGAUGAUGUGGUAGACUUUUGUAAGAGCAAGAACAUUUUGGUUGAAGCGUACUCUCCAUUGGGUUCUACUGGUGCUCCUGUUGCUAAAGAACCAGAGGUCCUUGAGAUUGCUGAAAAGUACGGAGUUUCUCCAGUGCAAGUUUUGAUCAACUAUCCCAUCAACAGAGGCCUUAUUGUGCUACCAAAAUCAAUCACUCAUGAAAGAAUUGAUGCCAACCUUAAGACGUUUAAAAUAGAAAGUGAAGAUAUGGAAAAACUCAACAGCAUCCAUAAGAGAACUGGUUUAAAGAGUUCUUACGAUUCCGCAUGGAUGACCAAAGAUUAA